GCUGCACCGUUCAUUUUGUGUGCUGCUCUAUAAUUCAACCGGUUGGAAACAUCUCCAUGAUCCCGAGUUGGUUGAUUUGACAAGGUAUUUUUUACUGGCGUGGUGACAUGGCAGACUAUUUGUUGCGGUGGUGUUUGGAGCAAUUACAGAGCAAGUUUGGUCUGGAGGCAUCCGAAGAUAUCGUCAAAUACAUUAUAUCCAUUGAAAAAGCUGAGGAGAUUGAGGAGUAUGUGGGCGACCUUCUCCAGGGCACAGAUGGGAAGAAAGGACAGUUCAUUGAGGAGUUGCUCUUCAGGUGGAAAAAGACUCAGAGACAGGCUGGAGACACAGCUGGUCUUUUCCUUCUCAAAGAGUCAAUGUCUACAAGAGACUCCCAAGAUACAACCAAAGAUUCCCAGAAGAAGUCUAAACGUAAGGGUCGGAACAAACAAGAGGUGUUGACCGUGAGCCAAGUGGACCCUGAACCAGAGGCAGUCAAAACUCCCAUGGAUCUGAUGAGGGUUCAAGAAAGCACCAGUACUUCUUCAACAAAAAAGAAAAAUAAGUUCACAAACCUUUAUGCUAAAGAGGGUCAGGACAAGCUGACGGUUGUACUUCCCGGCCGACACAGCUGUGAGUGCCUUGCUCAGAAGCACAGACUCAUCAACAAUUGCAUCAGCUGUGGUCGCAUUGUAUGUGAGCAAGAGGGAUCCGGACCUUGUCUCUUCUGUGGUAGUCUGGUUUGUACCAAAGAGGAACAGGAGAUUCUGCUCAGAGACUCGAACAAAAGCCAGAAACUACGAAAGAAGCUGAUGGGAGAUUGUGGUGAAAGAGAUUACCUGGCGCAUCAAGAAGCCAAGAUGAAGGCUGGCUUAGAGAAGGCUGUCCAGCACAAAGACAAACUGCUGGAAUAUGACCGAACUAGUGUCAAGAGAACUCAGGUACUUGAUGAUGAGUCUGAUUACUUUGCCACUGAAUCAAACCAGUGGUUGUCAACCACUGAGCGUGACAAGCUAAGGAAAAAGGAAGAGGAGCUGCGCGAACUUCGCCAUGCGUCUCGUAAAGAUCGGAAAAUCACCUUGGACUUUGCUGGUAGACAAGUCCUUGAUGAGAGAAACAACUUGAACGAGUACUACAACAGAUUAGAUGAGGCCCUCCAGGCAAUGAACAUUGACUCUGUGGCCAAAUCCCCAUUGUAUAAAAGACAAGGUGGAGAACAGAACCUCAGAGAGCUGGUCAACCCCAAUAUAAAGCAGAGAGCACCAGAAUGGGUAGAUGUUGGCAGCAGAGAAAACGACAAAAGGAACAUGGAAAAAGGACAUAGUUUGGCACAGGGUAAUAGAGGAGGAGAGCGGUCCAGGUUGCGUCUCCAAGACAAAGAGCUGCAGGAGAUGUGUGAUGGUGGUUGGUGUCUGAGCAUGCACCAACCAUGGGCAUCACUCCUGGUCAAAGGCAUCAAAAGAGUUGAGGGCCGAACUUGGUACACAUCCCACCGUGGCCGUCUUUGGAUUGCUGCCGCAGCCAGGAAGCCCACUCCUCAGGAGACUGCUGAGGUGGAGGCCAUGUACCGUUCCAUCUACCAAAAAGAGCUCAGGUUUCCUUCUGAGUAUCCCACUGGCUGCCUGUUGGGUUGUGUCAACAUCACCGAUUGCCUUUCUCAGGACCAGUUUCGAGAGCAGUUCCCUAGUACAUGUGAAGAGUCUGCUUCCCCAUUUGUCUUCAUCUGCACUAACCCCCUGGAGCUGCUGGUGAAAUUCCCAAUGAAAGGGAAGCACAAGAUCUGGAAGUUGGAGAGUCACUACCACCAGGGUGCCAAAAAGGGGCUGGUCGCGUCGGCCGCAGAGUGACGUCUCAAAACGAGUGGAAAGAGGAAGAAGAAACCAACUGAUGGGCCACAAUCCACAAGUCUGUCUCACCACCGGUUGUAUUCAGAGUCUUAGCAGUGUGUUUGAAUGGCGGGUAAAGCUCACAAUCCUUCCGAAUAGCUUUUAUUUUCAAACAUGAAAAUGUGGUGGGCACAUUGCACAUUCUAUUCAAAAUCCAAACAAUAAAAAUGGUUCGUGUGUUACUCCUUUACAGAAAAUGAAGAAAAGGGAAUGCGCAAAAAAUCAUCGGUGUCUGCAUGUUCUUUCCAAAUUUACGAUGUCAACUGAAAAAAAAAUCUUUCAAAUAUAAAUGAAAAGCUGAGAAGUAUUGAAUAUCUGCCAGUGUGAGUGCAGCGUGAGUGCACAGAUCGAAAAGAUUCGACGUAAGCUUUGACAUCAUCGAAACACACUGAUGGGUGUCCUGUGUAUGCUCAAACAACGCAAAGAAACACAGGAAAUUGCUUCUUCGUUUUGUGCUCGUAAACAGUCACAAAACUGCGUUACUGCCUUCAGAAUUGAGCGGUUAAGGCUGCACUGCAGAGCCAGCCUAAAAACUGCUCAGGAAUUGCGGACUGUACUAAACUCAUGCUCAUGGGCACAAAUGGCAAUUCGCUGGUGCCAGAAGGUGGUUGCCAACCCCGCAACACAGAAGUUAAUUCAGUGAUUCACAGGAAAAGCACAACCUUCCAAGCAUUUGUCAGUGUGUAUACAAUACAUGAUUGAGCCGGUGAAAAAUAUAAGCAAGACACUUGUUUUUUUUUUUUUUUAACGUCCCUUAUCUUCACUUUCUGUAAAGGAAGAUUAUUAUUCUGAAUGUAACUGUAUGCUUAAUUGAAUAGCAGAAAUGCUGAACUUUUUUUUCCCCCCGAUACUUUUGUCUCCCUUUAUUAUCCACGAGGGGAUUUAUAAAGUAUCUUUAGCUACGAUGUUUUAAGGAGACUGUAGUAGAGCAACUACUGGUGGCUCGAGAAAUGCGGCGACCCCUCCUUUUCAUAUGCAGCCUGUCAUUACCCUCCAAACACCUAAGGCCACGUUUAGACCGACAAUAGUUUGGGAAGUACAAACACAGCCCACUCAUUUAUUUCAGACAGAGAGACAAUUACUUCGGCACAGUAGGGGUGAUUAUGCGGAGGGCUUUGGCGAGAGAGCCAAGGUCAUCCGAGCACAAUCCAAAUGGCUUACAUUUCUUUCCCACAGUGCAGUAAUGUACGGCAAGCCUUAAUCACGUCCCUUUGUUUGCCCAUUCGAGGUAUAAAAGCUUGCAUUGUGUGAAGGGCAGUUUGGAUCAUUUUGUUGUUCACUUGAGCCACAGUGGAAGCGAUCCUCACAGCCAGGAUCGCUUUCGUUCCGAAGAGAAUAAACCACACUGUGAGAAACA
Molecule: messenger RNA, 3222 nt
Organism: Hippocampus comes (tiger tail seahorse)
Lineage: Eukaryota; Metazoa; Chordata; Actinopteri; Syngnathiformes; Syngnathidae
Gene: trip4
Product: thyroid hormone receptor interactor 4
Exons: 13
Coding region: 108-1826 (572 amino acids)
Biological process (GO): rescue of stalled cytosolic ribosome
Cellular component (GO): nucleus; RQC-trigger complex
Molecular function (GO): zinc ion binding
Source: RefSeq, a predicted model, not a curated record